AAAGAGAAUUACGUAAACAAAUUCUCAUCGAUCUCUUAAAUACGAAAUCUAAAAUAAAAUUUUAAUAAUAAAAAAAUAAAAAAUCAGCCAUUAUUUCUCUACAUUAAAUCAUACUUAAUUCAUAAUGCUUCUUCCACUUCAACAACUCUCUCAACAAACUCUAUCCGCGCCAUAAACUUAACGGGAAAAAUAAGAGAGCAGAGAUCAGAAAUGGAAAGCCACCGCGAAAUGAGCGACGGUCGUCCGACGGUGAUGGUGACCAACGACGACGGAAUCGACGCCCCCGGCCUCCAAGCUCUUGUUCGUGCUCUCGUUUCCUCCGAUCGAUUCCAAGUCUUCGUCAGCGCACCUGACAGGGAACAGUCUGCUGUUAGUCAUAGUUCCACAAUCUUAACUGUUAUGCAUGCCAAGCCUGUCCAAAUUGAUGGAGCAAUUGCUUUUGCAGUUUCUGGAACCCCUGCUGACUGUACAUCUUUGGGAAUUUCCAAGGCUCUCUUCACCUCAAUACCUGAUCUGGUAAUCAGUGGCAUUAACAAGGGCAGCAACUGUGGUUAUCACAUUAUUUAUUCAGGGACUGUAGCAGGAGCUCGGGAAGCAUUUCUGCACAACAUACCUGCUGUUUCUAUAUCAUAUGACUGGUACGGUCCAGGAGGGAGGCGUAAUGUCGAUGAGUUUGCACUGGCGGCAGAGGCUUGCUUGCCUAUAAUCAGCGGUAUGUUGGCUGAAAUCAAGAAGAACACUUAUCCACGAAACAGUUUUCUCAAUAUAAAUGUUCCAGCAGAUGUUGUGAAUCAUAAGGGCUAUCGGCCAACCAAGCCCGGUAACAGCAUGAAUAUACUCGGGUGGAGGCAAGUCACUUCUCAGGCUCAAGGCGAGGAAAUGAUAUCAGCAAUGGUUGCAACAGCAGGCUCGUCCUCAAUCUCUGAACCAGAGGCAACGGACGCUACCAAAACCGAGCAACUUAUGUUCAUAAGAAAACUCUUGGCGUUACAGGUCGAAGAUGGUGGCACGGACUGUUCUUCUCUUCUAGAAGGAUACAUCAGUGUGAGUCCUCUUUCUGCUAUGUCUCCUGCUGAGGAAGAAAGCCACUCAUAUUUAGCAGAGUGGCUGCCACUUCUCAACCAAUGCUUCUCUUCUUCUACCAUUUGAGUUUGAACACAGAAGCUGCAAAUCUAGUAUGAUAAAUGUAAUUCUUGAAAUUUUGGUCUACUACACAUAGCUCACAUAAUAAUCAAGAUUUGUAUAAAAAAUAGAUAAUUAUUUGUAUCUUUGAACUAUGAAACUACAUCCAGAGAGAUUUUACUA
Messenger RNA from Salvia miltiorrhiza (redroot sage), 1305 nucleotides. RefSeq lists its product as uncharacterized. The record is from RefSeq and is a predicted model, not a curated record. Bases 211 to 1149 code for a protein of 312 amino acids. The transcript has 9 exons. NCBI's taxonomy places the organism in Eukaryota, Viridiplantae, Streptophyta, Magnoliopsida, Lamiales, Lamiaceae. Gene Ontology annotation, cellular component: cytosol. Gene Ontology annotation, molecular function: nucleotidase activity.